AUGUCUUCCCCCUCCCAGGUAGCCCACACGACAGACAUACUCCACAUCAUCUUCUCCCACAUCCCCGACAACAAAGACCUCACAUCUCUCCUGCGCACAUCUCCUCUCUUCUUCGGUCUCAUCGCUCAAAAACUCUAUCGCUCGCUACCAAUAUCAAACGUCUUGAAUCCCUUCUCGGGCGUGGAUGCCGGCGGACGAGGCGGGCCCUACGGAAAGACCAAGCUGUUGGAGCUCGUACUACAGACGGUGGUCGUAGAGCGCGCACCGCUGCCCAUCGAUCAUCCAGUAUGGGCAAACUGGUACAAACUCCCCCCUCUCCCUGCUGUCGAGACAGUCAUCAUCCACCCCGCCGAUAGGAACGCCCGACAAGAAGGGGAUCAAGAUACGACCUUGCCAAACAACGCCCUCAUCGAGCGACUUUGCCCCACUGCUACUCGGCUACACCUCUCGACACCUUGCUUUACAGCCGGCGCCAGGGGUGUUCAGUCUAUGCCUUCUUUGCCUUGUGUAGAGACACUUGUGGUGAAGGCGAACGCGGGGGAGAUUAUGAAGCUCAAGUAUGUUGUUGGGAAGCUCAAUCACGGGCUCUGGAAUCACGGCCAGAAGGAGCGCCCGCCUUGCCUCAAUAUCAAGGCUGUCCAUAUACUGCUUUGGGGCGAGUUGGUAUACCCGGACGCGAAACUUCAAAGCUCUGAUUGGGACAAGGAUCGCGUCGACAAGCUGGCAAUCAUGGGGCUCAGUCUCUCAACGAAGGUCAAGCUCAGAGACAAGAUCUUCCACAACCUCUGCGAGAUUGCCGAACGACUCGGCACGCGGUUCUCUAUCGACGAGCUUUGGCUGUACAAUGCCGAUACGGUGUUAGAGAGGUUGAGUAAAUGGUCGACCAGUCGGAAGGUUGAUGAUAUGAAGGCAGAGGUGGAAAGGGCAUUUGAGGGGGAGAUGAAGACGUCGGCAGAGUACUUGGGCAUGCCGGAGGAGGCGGCGGAGGCUCAAGUCUUUUGGAGGACUGGUCUUGAGUUUUACGAGGCUUUCGGCGAUGUGUCAGCACGAGAUGAGACGGAAGAGUGCCAAAAAGCAAUGGUGGAGAGAGAGAUUGGGGAGGAGAUGAAGACGUUGGCAGAGGACUUGGGCAUGCCGGACGAGGCGGCGGAGGCUCAAGUCUUUUGGAGGACCGGUCAGGAGUUCUACGAGGUUCUCGGCGAUGUGUCAACCCGAGAUGAGACCGAAGAUUGA
Molecule: messenger RNA, 1233 nt
Organism: Cryptococcus wingfieldii CBS 7118
Lineage: Eukaryota; Fungi; Basidiomycota; Tremellomycetes; Tremellales; Cryptococcaceae
Exons: 2
Coding region: 1-1233 (410 amino acids)
Source: RefSeq, a predicted model, not a curated record